Molecule: messenger RNA, 2076 nt
Organism: Alternaria postmessia
Lineage: Eukaryota; Fungi; Ascomycota; Dothideomycetes; Pleosporales; Pleosporaceae
Exons: 2
Coding region: 1-2076 (691 amino acids)
Source: RefSeq, a predicted model, not a curated record
AUGACCACACGCCAUCGCCUCGGGCGCACCGAUGAAGCAACAGAGUCUAUUUUCCAGUACCAGGCCGUGUGCGAACGACUCCAAGACUACCGCCAGCUUGUCUGGCUUGCAUGCGCCGCGACCUCGCUGCUGACCACAAGGCAUCUGUUGAUUGAAAACAAUCUGCACUAUCCCUUGGAACUGUUCAUUUGCCAAAUUGCGGCUACGGCAAUUGUCGCUUCCUUUUUACAUCCAUGGAGAUCGAACGUCCAGGAAGCCAGCGGGCAAGAACAACGUAGAAAGCGAACAGUUCAAGGCGCGUUCUUAAUGGUCGCGUCAACCGGCUUGCAAGCAGUAUCGGCAUUCUGCACAGUACAGGCAGUCCUGCAUACUUCGAAUCUACCUCUCCUCUGCAUGAUCACAACCAUAGCCUUCUUCGCCGAAAGUCUGGUACUCUACGUAUUCAACUACAAUUCUCGCUCAAAUGCUGAAAUCCUGUCUUUGAGUUUGCUUCUUCCAGCUUGUGCUGGGAUAUUGUUCAUGGAGUACAGGCUGAUGGUGCCAAGCUUGAUCGCAUCUAUUUUGGCAAUGCUCCUUGUCGGCACUGCUAGUGCACUGAGGAAACUGGUUGCUAAACACUACCCAGGAGACCGUGCUACUCGAAGUACGAAUGCGGUUUGGUUGGUUGGUAUGGGAAGCUUACUUGCGUUUGUCUGCGCUGUCGGCAAUUGGCCUGGUGAGCAAUGGGACACAUUCAACGUCAGUAGCCUACCUCUCCGCACCCUAAAUGCUUUAUCGACCGCGGCGGCCUUUUUAGCUGGAGGCUCGAUACUUUUUCCACUGGACAUGCAGUCAGAGAGUCCACUACCUGGAAGCGGCCUUGCAGCAACACAACGCGUGCGCAGCGUAACGUCGAUUUUAGCCAUGAUGGCAAUCAUAGGUUGCUCAACGGUCCUCUCGUUACGUCGCUCAUACACCAGUUGGCAACAACUAUCCUGCUUCCUCUUCGCAAUCCUAUGUGUCUGUAGUAAAGAUGUCUAUGACACAGUUUGGAAGCAGGCUGUUCGCCGAAAAGAUCCUCGCGGAAGCUACGACCUUGUUUCGCGUUCACCCAGAGCAGAACCAGAUGAUGAGGAAGAAUGCGGAACGAAAUCACAACGCGCUCCACGAACAGGAUCGCAAAGCAACAGUCUUCGUUCACCCUUGAUCAGUCUAGCCCUGGUCAUGCUGUGGACAGCAUUUAUAAGUUUCAACUUUGGACAACGACAAUUUCCCCGAGUGGAGCCGCAUCUGGAUCUACAAUACGAACCCAUCGGUCCUCUAGAAGUUGUUAUCAGCAUGUACAAAGAGCGCACCGAGGAUGUCGCAGCACUUAUAGCAAAAUUGGAGAGUAUGUCGCAGAUGUCAGAGGCUCUUAUCACGAUUUACUUGAAGGACAGCGAGGCGGACGAAAGACAGAUUAAGCAAGAAACGAACGCGCACGAAGUGAUAAAGCUUCCAAACGUAGGACGCGAAGCCGAAACGUACCUUAACCAUAUCGUCAACCGCUGGGACAGUCUCGCCGAGAGAACCGUGUUCCUCCAAGCUGAUGUUCAUAACCCACGAGAGUUCUACCCAUUUUUCGAGCGAUACUUCCGUGCGAACCAGACGGGUUUCCUCAACCUAGGAUGGGCAGGCAUUCUUUGCAACAGCGACGACUGUGGGGACAAGCGCGGUUGGCAGGACGAAACCUCGCUGUUCCCGAAUUUACAAUCCCGAAUCGACGACUCCCACCGUGAGAACGUUCUCCUCAGCUACAAGGGCCAAUUCGUUGUCACCGCAGCACGUAUCCGCGGCAUCGACAAAUCCAUCUACGAUGAACUAUGGCAGCUCCUUGUCGAUGAGAACAGCUGGGCCCACCAGGAACCCUACCUUCAAGGACGACCCGAUUCAAUGAGCCAGCCGUGGUUCGGAUACACAACGGAGAGGAUAUGGAAUUUGCUGUUUCAGUGCUCAGACAUGGACGUCGCAUGGCGGUGUCCGACUCUGUUGAGCGGAUGGAGACCUGGCGGUAGCAUUGCGGACUGCCAGUGCUUUGAUUCAGAGCUGGUGGAGUAG